This is a messenger RNA of Panicum hallii, 626 nucleotides long. Its product is annotated as zein-alpha B49-like. The record is from RefSeq and is a predicted model, not a curated record. Bases 1 to 573 code for a protein of 190 amino acids. Lineage: Eukaryota; Viridiplantae; Streptophyta; Magnoliopsida; Poales; Poaceae. Gene Ontology annotation, molecular function: nutrient reservoir activity. The transcript has 2 exons.
AUGGCGGUGGGAGUCUUCCCGCCAAAGCUGAGGGUGUCGGGAGGCCGUCCAGGUUCAGCCGACCCUGAGGUGGGAUCGGCAAACCCAUGGGCACGGUACUACGCACAGCAAGAAGCGCUAACUGCAAGUAUCGCAGCCUCAUCGGUUGGGAUCGUGCAACAACCAUGGGCUACCUCACAUCAGCACUACCAGGCGCAUCAGGCAGUACAGAGCAUCAUAGCACUGCAGCAGCAACAGCAGCUACUGCGUUAUGUGGCGAGCCCUGCCACCUACUUGCAACAACAAUUUCUUCCAUUUGAAUUGAACCAACUAGCUGUGGCCAACCCAGCCACGUACUGGCAACAGCAGCAGGUGCUACGAAACGUAUUCAACCAAUUUGCCGUGGCAAACCCUGCUGCAGCCUACGCGCAGACACAACAGCUGCUACCAAAUGUGUUCCACCAGUUUGCCACGGUUAACCCUGUUGCCUACUUACAACUACAGCAAGUGGUGACAGACGUGUUUAGCCAAGUGGCCCUAGCGAACCCAGCUGCGUACUGGCAACAACCCUUCAUUGGUGGUGGAAUUUACUAAAUGAGUAAAUUAUGAGCUGUACUCUAUAAAGUAAUAAUAAAGUUUACAGUCGA